AUGACAUUUUGUACUCGUUGCUGGUGUUUAGGUCAUAUGAGAGAUAAAUGCGAACUAGAAAAUCCUCGUUGUCGUAUAUGUAUUGAAAAGCUUAUCAGUGGUCAAACGCACAUUUGUUUGAAUAAAGCUCGCUGUGCUCAAUGCAAUGGUGAUCAUCAAUCAUUAUCUAGUGAAUGUGAAAAAGUGGUAGAAUAUCGAUCAGAAUUAAAAGCUCAAGUUAACAAUGCAAUAUCGGCAGGAAAAUUACACCGAUUAAUACCUCAAGAUCGUACCCAAUCGGUGGAGUUUCAAAUGAAGCAAAAUGAAUUUCCAUCAUUACCACAGUGUAUGCCUGGUGCUACAACGUGGAAACUGGCUUCAGCACAACAAGCAACAACAACUAAUGUCGGAUUUUUUUAA
Rotaria sp. Silwood2 is the source of this 399-nucleotide messenger RNA. The record is from the annotation of a GenBank genome assembly. Lineage: Eukaryota; Metazoa; Rotifera; Eurotatoria; Philodinida; Philodinidae.